UUUUUUGCUGAAAUGUUCACAUUCAAAAUGGUGGCUUCUAUAUCACCAAGUGUAUCUCAGUUAUAGAAGAUGGAUCCAUCUAUUGCCAAAAGUGUUGUUCUCUGGUGUAUUAUCCAGUGUUGUUGUCCAGAACAUUUCCAAAGAAACAAGUUUACAUGGCUUUUAGGUGUUAAUUUAAGUGGUCUUUUUGAGAUUUCACAUACACAGCUGUGAAAUGUUUCUAGAAAAUAGACUUCCAAUAGUGAAACUUAACAUUGUUGUAGUGAAAGUAAACCAUAUUGGUGUGGAUAGUCAGAGGGAUGGUGGUAGUGGUGUGGUCUUUUCUGUCUGUUUUUUGUGAUGUUCUUACCAUCGGCAUUCUCAUUUACUGGGUCGGGAUAUGGUGUGUGCAUCUCAUUGGAAUUGUUUAUGGUUGCCGAAAGUUCAGACGGAGAGCAACCAUCCAAUCAUUUGAUGAUGCGGUGGAGAAAGGAGAUGCCGUGGUGGGCGUCACUGUUCUCAAGCCUCUUGUCAGCAAACCCAUGGACCCUAAUCUCAUGACCAAUUUAGAAUCUUAUUUCACUAUAUCAUAUCCUAAGUUUGAGUUGCGGUUCUGUAUAGCUGAGGAAGGCGACCCCAGCAUCAUGGUUGUGAAGCAGCUCAUGAGCAAAUAUCCUAAUGUUGAAGCAUCUUUACACAUUGGUGCUGCUGAUGUAGGCGUGAAUCCAAAGAUCAACAACUUGUAUAAAGGCUACCAUGCUGCACGCUACCCAUUGUUGCUCAUGAGUGAUGCCGGCAUCUUCACAAAGCCUGAGGUGCUGACAGAAAUGGUCAGCUGCAUGACUGAAAACGUUGGCAUUGUCAUGCAGCUGCCUUACACCACUGACAGGAAAGGCUGGGCAGCUUCCUUAGAGAAGGUGAAUUUUGGUGGGAAUCAAGCUCGUUUCUCCCUCUUCCUCAAUCUCCUGGACCAACUGAAGAUGAGAGCUAAUCUCUGCAUUGGCAUGUCCAUUCUCAUGAGAAAGCAGAUCUUUGAACAUGCUGGUGGUAUUGAGGCUUUCAGUCCUUACCUGGCAGAAGACUAUUUCUUUGCCGAGUACUGUCAGCGUCACGGGUGGGGCGUUCGGCUGUCUUCUCAUCCAGCACUGCAGAACCACGGUGUAUACUCCGUAGACUUCCACUUCUCCAGACUUGAGAGAUGGACCAAACUAAGGCUAAAGAUGGCACCUUUUGCCACGUUCAUCGAGCCGACGACAAAAUGCAUCCUCUUGGGCUUGGUGGCUGCUGCUGCUGCGACCGUGCAGUUCCAAGCUGAUUUUCUUGCCUUCUUCUUGUUUCAUCUACUCGCCUGGAUCCUCUCAGACUGGCUGCUGCUCAACAUCAUUCAGAAUGGCUCGCCUCCCUUCAGCAAGUUUGAGUUCGCGGUAGCCUGGCUGUUCCACGAACUGAGCGCGAUAUUCGUGCACGUGAAGGCCCUGCGAGACCCUGUGAUAGACUGGCGCACGGCGCGCUAUGUGUUGCACUGGGGCGGGCGAGCUGAGAAAAUUGAUCUGGUCUCCCCGCCUGCCAUUAGCCACAGUGCGUCCGAAAAAACCUCUCAGCCACAGCCCGCGUAUCCGCUCAAUGACGAUUGCAGUGAAACUAAUAAAGAUUCCCGAGUGUCUAUAAUAUAAGUGUUAGUAGUCACGCUAGAGAAUCAUAGUAUUUAAACAAUUAAUAGCGACAGAAUUUUGUGUGAUAUUUUUACAAACUUUGUGAAGCAUUGCUGUAAGUUACUUCUUGCCAGUCGAGAAAGGCCCGUAUUACCCAUACCAAAUAUUUGACACUAAAGUGCUGUCUUUUUACGGUGUCUAAAGUUCAUGUAAGUUCGGUAUGUAUUUGUAAACAUAUGCCUAGGGACCUACUUGCAUGAUCUUGAUAAUGUACUGUUGAUAUUGAAGUUGCCGUUACUUUGUGGCCAGAUUUUUACUUUAGACGAUACUUCUUGUUUCUCUCGUCUACUGGCGAACGAAAGCCGCUUUAUUGUUCUUUCAAAUACUGAAGUUUUCAUGGUUAUAUUUGUAUAAUUUGCUGUCGUAUAGCAUUGUACGUCAAUCAGUUCAUUUUGAUGCAAUUUCAAGGAUGAUAAUAUGUUGAUCACGACCAAGCUUUGUCUUGUCACUCGAUCGCCAUGUGAACAGUUUUCUAGCUUUACCAACAGUCUCGCGUGCGCAGAUCUCAUUGAGUGUUGUGUUAGUAUCAUGAUUAGUUUGAUGAAUCGCACGCGACUGUCGUUUCUGAUAUUUCACCACGCAAGUGACUCUUCUAAUGUUCUUCUAUACGUUCUAUCUGCUUAAUUAUUACAUGUCAAGUUUGCUAUGCAGUCAUCCUUUUAUUAUAAAAAACAUUUAAUGUUUAGCUGGACCCAAAAGGCAGAACAUUUCCUAAGUGUUCACAUUCUUAAAAAGGUCGAGUUUCUCUACUUUGAAGGAACUCUUAAAGCACGAUAAUGUCGAAAAAAAAGUUUGUGUGUGUGAAUGAGGGAGUAAAGUUAUUUUUUAGUAUUAAUUCAUGCAUAAGUAUUUCACUUCUAGAUCCUCUGGAAUAACGUGAAUUAUUUGAACAAUGUAAGCAGAAAUGACCGUCGCAUUCUAUCAUUUGCAUUGCAGAAACGUUGCUUUGACUGUAGCUUGGAUAUAAGGGAUAAUAUGUUGAAUACUUUUACGAUAAAUAUUCAUAGACGUCUCUUCAGGAGAUUAAAUUAUUGAAUGUUUAAUGUAUUGCAAUUUUUACGACUUGAAAUUUAACAUAAUGACCAUUUAAUACUUCGUUGUCAAUUGAUGUCCGCUUAUAAAUUUUUGUUGCUCAUCUCCGAAUUCAAUGAAGGCUUGCUAGGCGUUUUGGCCAUCGCGUAAAAUUCGUCUGUUCUUUUGAAGUUUGACUCGAACCAGGAUAAUAGCUUUUAUAAUAGAGUAAUGCUGUCAGAAAUUCUUUAUCUCUUUGAAGGUGCAUUUGUCGUCUUUCCGCUUGCGUCAAUCUUUGUGUCGUUUCUCUUUUCCAUUCUCACGCGUGAAUCUUGACCAUAAAAAGUAUAUGUGCUUCAAUGAAAUGAGGUUUAUUUUGUGGUAUCGAGGUGCGGAAUUUGAAUAGGCACCCAUCCAUAGAAAAUAUUUGGUAUCUUUCUGCACAUGAAACCGAAGUUGAUCGAGAUGUAGCAAGUACGGAACGGCCCGGUGUCGGUUAUUACUUUAUUAGUAGGGAUUAGUACGGUUAGAAUUCUAUUUUAUGGCGGCUAUGAUGCUCAAUCGAACUCAUGGUUAUUGCACCAAUGAACGCUAAGAAUUUUUAUUUUCCGGAAACUUCGAGUGCCAGUAGUUCUUGUCGUGUGGCUUAGUGCAGGAAUAUUCUUAAUGUAUUUAAUAUUAUAGGAUUUAAUGCUGAAGUAACAAUUUCCGAAGACAUUUCAGCAGCAAUAUCAUCCAUCAUUGUGACUUCGGCCGAGUGAACUUGUGUGUUUAGGGCUACUUUGGUGUAAUGCUAUUUCACGAAUGUUAGGUUUGGUUAUUAUAACAAACUCAUGUCUUCAUUGAGUUAUCAGUGACGUUUCACGUUCCAAUGUUAGUUCCCCGUUCGCACUGCCAGUUCUGUCGAGAAGGCUUACGAUUAGCUGUAAAUUCAAAUGAGAGCAGCGUUAAAUUUUUGAAAUCAAACAACUUGUAUUAAGUGACAUCAGCUGUAUCAUACAGUACACGGUCUUGAGAUCAUGAAA
Molecule: messenger RNA, 3727 nt
Organism: Hyalella azteca
Lineage: Eukaryota; Metazoa; Arthropoda; Malacostraca; Amphipoda; Hyalellidae
Gene: GlcT
Product: ceramide glucosyltransferase
Exons: 8
Coding region: 300-1652 (450 amino acids)
Biological process (GO): glucosylceramide biosynthetic process
Cellular component (GO): membrane
Molecular function (GO): ceramide glucosyltransferase activity
Source: RefSeq, a predicted model, not a curated record